Rangifer tarandus platyrhynchus (Svalbard reindeer) is the source of this 315-nucleotide messenger RNA. NCBI's taxonomy places the organism in Eukaryota, Metazoa, Chordata, Mammalia, Artiodactyla, Cervidae. The record is from the annotation of a GenBank genome assembly.
AUGGGUGACAGUGGAGCUACAGUGAUUGUGCACCAGACCAGGGUUUCUCAACCAGAUGGCUGCGCCCCGCUGCCUCCCACAGGAAUCUCAUCCUACCCAGAGGAGAGGCCUCUGCGGGUGUAUGGAACAGCAACACUCAUUGCUGGAGAGACUGCCCUCCACCAAGAAUGCGCAUUCCAUCUUGUUGGCCAUCUUAAUUCACAGACUCAACCCUCACCCCCCCACCUCCGUCAGCAGGGAGGGAGGGGUACCAGCAGGACCUCCUUCUGCAACGUGUGUCAAGGAUACUCUCUGGGAAAUGGAGCCUCCCUAUGA